Molecule: messenger RNA, 3142 nt
Organism: Hypoxylon trugodes
Lineage: Eukaryota; Fungi; Ascomycota; Sordariomycetes; Xylariales; Hypoxylaceae
Product: DNA replication licensing factor mcm2
Exons: 3
Coding region: 258-2855 (865 amino acids)
Biological process (GO): double-strand break repair via break-induced replication; DNA replication; mitotic DNA replication initiation
Cellular component (GO): nucleus; MCM complex
Molecular function (GO): ATP binding; single-stranded DNA helicase activity; single-stranded DNA binding
Source: RefSeq, a predicted model, not a curated record
CUUUACACGACCCUUACGCGUAAGGACGCGUUACAUGUAAUUCGCGAAUUCUAGGAUAGGCCUUCCUUGCUUGCUGCCAAUUCGUUUCGUCGCGCGCCCAAGUCCGUCCAACCCCACAAUCCACCUUGGGACCCCCUUUCUCUUUUUCAAUUUUGAAUUCGAGUCCCACCAUCACUUUCACUCUCCCCUACCCACAUGACCAAUUCAUAAUACCAUAUCUCUGUACCAAAUUACGAGGAAUACAUAAUUCAUUCACAAUGAGUUCGCCUUUGCGCAUGAACAUGGAUUCCGCUAACCGCGGUGCCACUCCUCGUGCGAGUCGUAAACGCUCGCGCACAGGCGGCGAUGCCUCCUCUUCUGUUGCCGCUUCCAGCCCUAUGCCCUCGUCUCCGCCCGCCUUCAACAUCGCACAUGGCGGUGACGACGACGAUGACGACAUCGAAGAAGAGCCCGAGAUCCAAGAUGACUUGGACGAUCUGGAUGAGAUGGCCGAGGACGAUGUGGACCUCUUUCGUGAAGGUUUCGAGCGAGAUUACAGAGAAAAAGACGACAACGAUGGAUAUGAAGGGAUUGAUAUUGACGACGAGGGCGAAUUCGACGAGAUGAACCUUGGCGAUAGGCGCCGACUAGAAGCUCAACUCAAUCGCCGAGAUAGAGAAGUUGCUCGUAGACGCCGGAUGCCGCAAGCAUUCCUUCAAGAUGAGGAUGAAGAUGGCGAUAUUGAUCUUACCGCUCAACCUCGUCGCCGUCGUCAUCACUACGAUGAGGACCCAGAUGACGAGAUGGACCAGGAUAUUAUGGACGAAGAACUCUCACUCGAAGCAUUACAAGAUGUGAAGGCCUCGAGUUUGACCGAAUGGGUAUCGCAACCAUCGGUGCAGCGCACAAUUAAGCGAGAAUUUAAGGCCUUCUUGACAGAAUAUACCGACGAGAGCGGUUCAUCAGUUUACGGAAACCGUAUACGAACCUUGGGUGAGAUCAACGCCGAAACACUCGAGGUUUCUUAUGACCAUUUAUCCUCGUCUAAGGCUAUUUUGGCUUACUUCCUCGCAAACGCCCCCGCUGAGAUGCUUAAGCUCUUUGACGAUGUAGCCAUGGAAGUCGUGCUUCUCCAUUAUCCCGAUUACGAACGUAUUCACUCCGAUAUCCACGUUCGUAUUUUCGACCUACCCGUCCAUUACACUCUCCGCCAGCUGAGACAGUCACAUCUCAACUGUCUUGUAAGAGUGAGCGGCGUUGUUACACGACGAACUGGUGUCUUCCCCCAACUUAAAUACGUCAAGUUCGAUUGCACUAAAUGCGGUGUAACAUUGGGGCCUUUCCAACAGGAGUCCAAUGUUGAGGUCAAAAUUUCGUUCUGCCAGAACUGCCAGUCUCGUGGGCCAUUCACCCUAAACUCGGAGAAGACAGUUUACCGUAAUUACCAAAAACUGACACUCCAAGAGUCACCCGGAACGGUCCCUGCCGGUCGUCUACCUAGACACCGAGAGGUCAUCCUCCUUUGGGAUUUGAUCGACAAAGCAAAGCCCGGCGAAGAAAUUGAGGUCACUGGUAUUUAUAGAAAUAACUAUGAUGCCCAACUGAACAAUCGUAAUGGCUUCCCCGUUUUUGCGACCAUUCUCGAAGCGAACAAUGUGGUCAAGGCCCAUGACCAACUUGCCGGAUUCAGACUCACUGAAGAAGAUGAGCAUGAGAUUCGUAAAUUAUCCCGCGAUCCCCAAGUCGUUGAUAAGAUAAUUAGCUCGAUAGCACCAAGUAUCUACGGACACACCGACAUCAAGACUGCUAUUGCCUUGUCUCUGUUUGGUGGUGUGGCGAAAACAACAAAGGGCGCCCAUCAUGUGCGAGGAGAUAUCAAUGUCUUGCUGCUUGGCGACCCAGGUACAGCCAAAUCCCAGGUGCUGAAGUAUGUAGAAAAAACAGCGCACCGUGCUGUCUUUGCCACUGGUCAGGGAGCGUCCGCUGUCGGUCUUACGGCUAGUGUCCGCCGAGACCCCUUGACUAGUGAAUGGACUCUGGAGGGUGGCGCCCUGGUGCUUGCAGACAAGGGCACGUGUCUAAUCGAUGAAUUCGAUAAGAUGAACGACCAAGAUAGAACGUCUAUCCACGAAGCUAUGGAACAGCAGACAAUUUCUAUUUCAAAAGCAGGCAUCGUAACCACCUUACAAGCUCGAUGCGGUAUCAUUGCAGCAGCCAACCCCAUUGGCGGCCGCUACAAUUCCACGAUACCAUUCUCGUCUAAUGUCGAAUUGACCGAGCCUAUCCUGUCUCGUUUUGACAUCCUAUGCGUUGUACGAGAUACUGUAGACCCUUCUGAAGAUGAACGCCUAGCUCGUUUCAUCGUUGGCUCCCAUAGUCGCAGCCAUCCAUCCACCCAGCCAGCCGAAAGUUCUAUGGAGGUUGAGCCUGAAUCUGAGGUAGCACAAGAAACCCAAACACAGAAGAAGGAAGGUGAAAUCUCCCAAGAAUUAUUGCGCAAGUAUAUUCUAUAUGCACGAGAGCAUUGCCAGCCGAAGCUAUUGCAUAUGGAUGAAGACAAGGUUGCGCGACUCUUCGCAGAUAUGCGACGAGAAUCGCUUGCUACUGGUGCCUACCCCAUUACCGUACGUCACUUGGAAGCUAUCAUCCGAAUAUCUGAGGCAUUCUGCCGAAUGCGAUUGUCGGAGUAUUGUUCGGCUCAGGACAUCGACCGCGCGAUCGCGGUUACUGUCGACAGUUUUAUUGGUAGCCAGAAAGUCAGCUGCAAGAAGGCUCUUGCGCGAGCAUUUGCCAAGUAUACUUUAGCAAGACCCGGGGCUAACAGCACUCGAAGAGGCGCGCAGCCUCAGCGAAGAACUGCUGCUGUCGCAGUAUAGUCCCGAUUACGAUGUUUGCUACUUUUAGUGCGGAGUGUAAUCACAUUUUACGAAGGAGGGGGUCUUCGGGUAUUGAGAGUAUGACAUUAAGCAAGGGUACCGGCCCUCUUUGAUGAUAUUGAUGAUGUUGAUAGUGAUAUGGUUAUACGGCCUGGGGGAUUUGGUUGAGUAUCCUACGGCGUUUAUCGGGAUUGUUACCAGUCUCAACGAAAGUUACAUCCUACAUCUGAGAUGAAUUGGUAUUAGAAGUUCGAGAAUAUAGAAAUAAUACUUUAUUAAUGAUCCAA